This is a messenger RNA of Cooperia oncophora, 510 nucleotides long. The record is from the annotation of a GenBank genome assembly. Lineage: Eukaryota; Metazoa; Nematoda; Chromadorea; Rhabditida; Trichostrongylidae.
AUGAAAUUUCUGGGUUCUCCUACCCCGUCGUCAGUCACUGUCGAUAAUCUCCCAAGUCUUCCUGAUCCUGUCCAACUCGUUGGUGUUUCAGAUCCAUUCGGUUUGGGCGAGCUACCCGAAGUUCCUGUCCCACCUCCACUAUCGAGUCAACGAGAACCCUUCAAUACAAGCAACAACUGCGUACCUGAUCUUCCCCAUCCCACUGAUCCCCAAGCUCAACCGCAGUCUUCUUUUUCAAUCAACAACGAACUAUACGCACAGCUUCUUGAUCUUGGUUUCGACGACUUUACUGCACGUCUAGCUCUUAUUCGCACUGCGAACACCGGUGUUGAAGAGGCUGUGAAUUGGAUAAUUGAGCGGUCGAAUCCGAGUGAUUUUGAGGACAACUCAUCAAGCAGCGACGGAGGCGAGGACGUAGAAAUGGGAGCAGUCAACUCUACAGGUGGGGAUAAUAAUCAAUCUUCCAGUGUUCUCAGUGCAUUUCCUCAAGUGUUUUCUCUUAGUAAGUAA